AUGGCUUUUAGUGAGAAGGUUCAACCCGAGAAUGCCGUCGUAACGUCCAAACCAAAAGUAUGGAAGCCACUACUGAGAGUUUCAAACGCGGAAGGCUUGGAAUUAUUGUGUCGUCAAAUCAAAGGAAAUCUAAACAAGCUGACUAUCGAGAAAUUUGAGACACUAGCUGAAAAAAUCGCAAUACAAUGUGAAUCUUUGGAUAAUUAUAGUGACCUUCAAAAGGUUGUCGGACUUAUUAUUGAUAAGGCCGUUAUAGAACCUGAUUGGUCCGAGAUGUAUUCUGAUUUAUGCCAGAUCUUGUUCUGGCGAUCACGCGACUACGAAGUUGAUGGGAAGAAAUUAUCAUUUGCGACUGCGCUGUUAACCAAAAUCCAACAUGAAUAUGAGUCCACUCCCCAAACGUUUGAUUAUGAUCUUUCUGCUAUGUCAGAGGACCAGGAGCUAUACGUGAAAAAGUUAAAAACAAAAGUUUUGGGUACCAUAAAAAUGAUUGGUGAAUUAUUUCAGCGCAAGAUGUUAGGAUUUAAAAUUGUCAAUAAAGUGGUAAUUGAUUUGGUUAUGAACCAGGAACCACAUGAACAUUUCAUCGAGUGUUUUAUUCAACUAAUCUACAGCACAGGAUAUUACAUUGAUCAGAGUCCAAAUAUGCGCCCAGUUCUAGACAUGUGGUUCGGUAGAUUAAAAGAGCUAAUGCUACGCAAGGGAUAUUCCAAGAGAAUUAAAUGCAUCAUACAAGAUGUCUUAAAUUUGCCAAAAGCACAAUGGCAUAAAAAGGUGCACAGAGAAACAGCGAAGGCCUUAAAUGAUUUGAGAGACCAAGUUCACUCAGAAGACAUUCUGGGAGGGUCUGCCUUAGCUGCGCAAUUUGGUAAUAUUGUCAUAGUUGGACAAAGAUACAAUCUCUAUGCCAACUGUACGUACGGCGGAUAUAUGAAACGUCAAGAGGAGUUAUUUAAAGCUAAACGCAAUUCCACUACAGAAAAAUAG
Messenger RNA from Theileria equi strain WA, 987 nucleotides. Its product is annotated as eukaryotic translation initiation factor, putative. The transcript is spliced from 4 exons. Gene Ontology annotation, molecular function: mRNA binding; translation initiation factor activity; protein binding. Bases 1 to 987 code for a protein of 328 amino acids. The record is from RefSeq and is a predicted model, not a curated record. Gene Ontology annotation, cellular component: eukaryotic translation initiation factor 4F complex. NCBI's taxonomy places the organism in Eukaryota, Apicomplexa, Aconoidasida, Piroplasmida, Theileriidae.